AAAGAGAGACACAAGCAACACCAUGAUCCGACGUUGAUCAAGCAAGGAAUGGUGACUUCGCCAUCGAGGCGAGUGAGCGGGCCAGCGGGGGUGGCGGCGGCGGGUCGAUGAGGAGACGGUGACUCGAUGAGAGAGAGAGAGGAGAGAGACCUAAGGGGUGUUUCUUAGGGGCCCGAAGCAAUUGUUGCUCGGCAGUAGCAUUAGCCUUUCCCAAAAAGAAAAUGCCAUCCUAAACUUUACUCUCCAUAUCAAUUAUCCCCUUCACAUUUAAAGCCUCCGACUAACAUCCUCACAUUUUACAUUUGGAUUUGAAGUUGCAUCUCUCGUCCACACAUAGUUGUGCCUUUAAUCGUCAACUUCACCAAAUUAAUCUAAUUAAUUGGGAAACAUAUUUAUUGUUUUCAAAAAGCAUAAGUGCAAAAUUGAAGUUAAUAUGAAAAAAAAAAUUAAGAAAAGGUGUCUAAUAACUCUCUAUUUAUUUAAGAAAAUAUGCCGGAGUUUUUUACCCGUUAAAAAGGACCAUUACUCGUCCAAUAUGUGGUUGUCGCACCGUCAGUUUGGCGACUAAAUAAGCCCGACAAUUUUAAAUUUGUUCUUAUCAAAUCGUUUAGAAAUUCACUUUUUUUAAAAUUCUCCAAUCAAAGUAAUACCAAUUCCCUUUAUUUUCAUAAGAAAUCGGUAUUAUUAAUUCCUCCUUUUUUUGUAUAAUAAAAUACCUUGAGAAAUGACAAAUUUGGGCUGAUGGAAGUAAAAACAACCGCCAAGUGAAACCAACGGUUAGGAGCUGAACCCGCCAAGAAAAGCGACCGCUAGGUCUCUCCUUCCGUCCACUGCCCGCUCUUCGCGGUGGACCCCUCGUUUUGAAACACCAUUGUCCGCCGCGAGCUCUCCACAGGUCGAGCCCAUGAGCUUGCAUCUUCUGUCCUCCAUUCGCGUCGAGAAAGCUUAGGAGGAGAAGAAGAAGAAGAAGAUGAGCGUCAUCGACAUCCGGUUCAGGGUCGACGCCAUUUGCAAGAAGUAUGACAAGUACGACAUCGAGAAGCAGCGCGAGCGCAAUGCCCAUGGCGACGACGCCUUUGCCCGUCUCUACUCCACGGUCGUAUCUUGCCUCGAUGCCGCCCUCGAGAAAUCCAAGAGGGCGGCGGUGGAGACAAACAGGGCUUCCUCGGCGGCACUGAACGCAGAGAUCCGGAGGACGAAGGCCCGGUUGAUGGAGGAAAUCGCUAAGCUGCACAAGUUGGCUCAAAAGAAGGUUAAAGGGCUGUCUAAAGAUGACCUAAUGACUCGGAAUGAUCUGGUUCUUGCACUACACGAAAGGGUUCAAGCCAUACCUGAUGGGACAAUUGCACCAUGCAAACAAUCUGGAGGAUGGUCCGCUUCGACAUCUCAUGAGAACAUCAAGUUUGACUCUUCAGAUGGACAUUUACACGAUGGUUUCUUCCAACAAAAUGAAGAAGCAAGCCAAUUUAGGCAAGAAUAUGAAAUGCGGAAGAUGAAACAGGAUGAAGGUCUUGAUGUAAUAUCAGAAGGAUUAAAUACACUGAAGAAUCUGGCCCAUGAUAUGAAUGAGGAGUUGGAUAGACAAGUUCCUUUAGUGGAUGAAAUCGACACUAAGGUGGACAGAGCAACAUCCGAUCUUAAAAAUACGAAUGUCAGACUUAAGGAGACUCUGUUCAAGAUAAGAUCCAGCCGGAACUUCUGCAUUGACAUUGUUUUACUUUGCGUUAUCCUGGGAAUUGUUUCUUAUUUAUAUAAUGUACUGCGCUGAUCUAACAUGAGGACAAGUUCAACACGUUGUUUGAUCUCACAAUGUAUGGACCUGACCCUUGAAGACCUCCGACUUCGUGUGACCAUGGAUUUUGUGUAGCAAAUUCUUCGGUCAAAGCUGCUAUUUGAAAGAGUGAUUCUGAUAUUUAUUACUGGCUAUGGUGGCUGUUGUUUCCAAGGAAGUUGGAGAUGCAGUCUUGUAUAUGCUGAAUGAGUUCACAGCAUAUGGAGCACCUAUGGUGAUGGCAUUUUUUCUCCGCAAGAGAAGCAUGACGACAAAUUAACAUCCAUGUUAAUUACAAUUUAAGAUGUACACUGCUCUAGGAGAGUUUUUGUCAUUGCAUUUAUUACUUGUUAGCGCGAAUGAACCUAUGGAAUAUUGAGAUGUCAAAAGUUGUGAUUCAGUUGAUAGACAAAUGAACAAGUAUUUAUAGCCC
This is a messenger RNA of Syzygium oleosum, 2204 nucleotides long. RefSeq names its product syntaxin-71-like. Gene Ontology annotation, cellular component: membrane; endomembrane system; SNARE complex. Bases 971 to 1768 code for a protein of 265 amino acids. The transcript is spliced from 10 exons. Gene Ontology annotation, biological process: intracellular protein transport; vesicle fusion. NCBI's taxonomy places the organism in Eukaryota, Viridiplantae, Streptophyta, Magnoliopsida, Myrtales, Myrtaceae. The record is from RefSeq and is a predicted model, not a curated record. Gene Ontology annotation, molecular function: SNAP receptor activity; SNARE binding.